This is a messenger RNA of Durio zibethinus, 2490 nucleotides long. NCBI's taxonomy places the organism in Eukaryota, Viridiplantae, Streptophyta, Magnoliopsida, Malvales, Malvaceae. The record is from RefSeq and is a predicted model, not a curated record.
GUGGAAACACAGAGUUCUAAUUGUUGUGAAUGGGACAGGGUUGAGUGCAACACUUCCACUGGACGAGUGAUGCGACUUUUCCUUAAUCAUACAUUCACAAAAGAAGCCUGGGAUGAUUUAUCUUAUGUUUAUUACGAUGAUACUUGGAGCGAUGAUUGGUAUCUAAACGCCUCUUUGUUUCUUCCUUUUGAGGAAUUAAACAGUCUUUAUUUACGUGGAAAUUCCAUCGCUGGUUGUGUUUAUAACGAAGAAUUAAAUGCUUUGAGCAAUUUAGAGGAGCUGUACAUGGGGGAUAACGAAGUGAACGACUUUAUUACAUCCAAAGACAAUGAAACAGAACUAAGGUUAAUAAACCUGGAAGUACUUGACUUGAGUGGGAAUCUCUUCAACAAUAGCAUAUUAUCAUCCCUUGGUAGGCUUUCAAAUCUAAAGUCUUUGCUUUUAGAAGACAACAAUUUGGAAGGAUCAAUAGAUCUUACAGUUUUAAAUGCUUUGAGUAACUUGAAGGAACUGUCUAUAAACUGCAGAUCCACCGAAGGUUUAAGAAACACGGCUUGUAGCCUUUCACCAAAAUCACCGGGCGUAUUUCUGCCGUCGUUGAAGACUCUAAUCUUGGCAGGAUUUAGUUUUAACGGAACGAUGACUACCCAAAAAUUGCAUAAUUUUAGAAACUUGGAAGAGUUGAUCUUGGGAGAUUCUUUUCUCCAAACCAACUUUCUUCGAAACUUUGGAGAACUUACUUCCCUAAAGCUUUUGCAAUUGUAUGGUUGUGAGAUCAAUAAUAUUGGAAGCCUAACUCCUCCUCAAGGAUUUUGUGAAAUGACAAAUCUCCAAGAGUUGGACAUCAACGACAAUAAUCUAAAGGAUUAUUUGCCCGAAUGCUUCUCCAAUCUCACAUCCCUUGAAAGAUUAGAUCUCCGUUCCAAUCAGUUUUUUGGAAAUAUAUCUGUCCUUAAGAGUCUAACAACCCUGAAAAGUUUAGAUCUAUCAUCCAAUCAGUUUUCUGGAAGUAUAUCUGCCCUUGAUAGUCUAACAUCCCUUCAAGUGUUGAGUGUUUCAAACAAUUACUUUCAGAUCCCAAGCUCAUUAGGACCCUUCUUCAACCUUUCAAAGCUCAAGUACCUCUAUGCGGACAACAAUACCAUAUAUGCUGAAACCGAGAUGCAUUCUUUGGCCCCGACAUUCCAACUGAAAGAGAUCACAAUGGCUUGUUGUGGAAAUGGCGGAUCAUUUCCUCAAUUCCUCUAUCAUCAAAAGGACUUACAGACUGUUGAUCUCUCUAACAUCUAUUUCAAGGGAGAUCAGUUCCCAAAUUGGUUGUUGAAAAACAACACAAAACUAGCUAGGCUAUUUCUCGCCAAUAGCUCUCUAUCGGGACCUAUUCAGCUACCGCUUCCUUCACAUUUGGGUUUAUCAUCUUUAGAUAUCUCCAACAAUUUCUUCAAUGGCAGCAUUCCAAUAGAAAUUGGAGCGCAACUACCAUCGUUGAAUUUUCUGAACAUGUCAAAAAAUCAUUUUAACGGUAGCAUUCCCUCUUCUUUCGGUGAUAUGAGUUCGCUGUGCUCUUUGGACUUAUCCAACAAUCUGUUGUCUGGGGGGAUACCUCAGCACAUGGCCAUGGGUUGCUCCUCGUUAGCAUACCUUGCAUUAUCAAACAACACACUGCAAGGCAAACUUUUCUCUGUAAAUUUUAGUUUAACAAACUUGAUGGAGUUGCAAUUGGAUGGAAAUAACUUCUCAGGAAGGAUCCCAGAUUUCUUGUCUAACAAGACCUAUUUGAAUACAUUGGAUGUCAGCAACAACCAACUUUCUGGUCGGAUCCCAAGGUGGAUGGGAAAUAUGUCUUCUUUGGAGACAAUUAUCAUGUCCAAUAAUCAUCUUGAAGGCACAAUCCCUAUGGAGUUCUGUCAACUUGAUCUUAUACUUCUAGACCUCUCAGUUAAUAAUAUCUCUGGGAGUCUACCAUCUUGUUUCAGCCCAUCACAGAUAAGGCAAGUUCAUUUGUCCAAAAAUAGGUUACGAGGAUCCUUACCAGAUUCACUUGGUAACUGCUCUACCUUGGUUACGUUGGAUGUCAGCGAUAACUUCUUAACUGGUAACAUUCCAAGUUGGGUUGGCAGACUUUCAAAUUUGAGUUAUCUUCUCUUAAAUAACAACAAAUUUGAGGGGCGGAUACCAAUUGAGUUGUGCAACUUGAGUCACUUAAGCUUGAUCAAUCUUUCUCACAACAAUCUUUCUGGUCGUAUUCCCCCUUGCAUAAAAAUUACCACACUCGAAGAUGUACCAGAAGAUUACGGGAAAAUUCUACCAUACAUGUCUGGGAUCGAUCUGUCUUUCAACAAUCUGGUUGGUGAGAUUCCUGAUGAAAUUGGAAACUUCCGCAAUAUACUUGUGUUGAGUUUAUCUCACAAUAGUUUGACAGGACCAAUCCCACCAACAUUUGCUAACCUCAUGCGAAUAGAAAGUUUGGAUCUUUCUUACAACAAUUGA